AGCUCGGCCACCGUAGUGCAUAACACGUGUGAUACUGUUUGCUAUUUAGGACACAUUUUUAGUUCCUCUUUAAGCUCGUUAGUGCUUCAUGCUAAUGUAACGGUGGGGUUCAUUUUGUAAGAUACGCUUCAAAUUUCAUUAUAACGUAAUUCUAUAUUGAAUGGUUUGCUAGUUACUGCAGUUAGCAUCAUUUUUGAAUGAACGCGACUCUCGCAGUUUGCCGAAUGUUUCUUCAGCUUGUUCACUCGUUUUCCCGUGUCACUUUGUUGUAAAAUAUUUAAUAUCAUGAGUGACAGUGACGAUGAUGUGCCUCAGCUCUCUGCGGCUACACUCGCGGCGUUGCAAGAUUUUUAUGCCGAGAGUGGAAGGACGGGAUUGGGACAAGUCUCAACCCCGACUGACAAGUACUCCGUCGGUGCCAUGGAGGAAGACUGGCACAUGAGUCAAUUCUGGUACAGUGAGGAGACGGCCACACGGUUAGCAGAGGAAGUCAUACAGCAGGCGGGCAAAAAUGGGAGGAUAGCUUGUGUGAGUGCACCUAGUGUGUAUCAAAAGCUGAAGCAGUUGGAAUCCGAGAGGUUAGACGGUGUCUCUGCUGUUUUGAUGGAGUAUGACCGACGUUUUGCAGCUUAUGGAGAUGAGUUCAUCUUUUACGAUUAUAACAACCCUUUGUGUCUUCCUGAGGAUGUCCCUUCUCAGAGCUUUGACAUUGUCCUCGCAGACCCUCCGUAUCUGUCUGAGGAGUGCCUCAGCAAGGUGGCGCUCACCAUUAAAUACCUCACCAAGGGUAAAAUCUUGCUCUGCACAGGAGCUAUUAUGGAGGAGCACGCAGGGAAACUUAUGGAUCUGAAGAAGUGCAGUUUUUUCCCAAAACACAAUCACAAUCUGGCCAAUGAGUUCCGCUGCUACGUUAACUAUGAAUCAAGCCUUCUGUCUUGAAAAGGCUUUGAAUCUGACAUUUUUAAACCUUGGUUGUCCCUUCAAAUAUCAGCAGACGAUUUGGAACAAUUAAUACUUUCACUCCAAGUGGAGAUUAGCAGGAUACACAGCAGAUGAUUUGUGUUUUAGAUUAUAAUUUUGACUGACUCAAUUACACAUUAUUAAGGCUUGCAGUCAUACAAACCACAGUAUCACUUUAACUUCCAAUGCAUAAAAUAGGCCAAGAGAUGAAUUUCCUAAACGCAUUUUUGUAUAAUAUAUUACAGGUAUACAAUAGAUUUGUGUGGAACCAGAUCAACUGUUAUUCAACAACACCAAGACACUGACUGGCUUUUUCCAAGUGCUUUGGCUUUUAAAUCUUUGUAUUUUGGCACCAAAAGUUUUCCUUUUGCCUGACACUGUAGACUACAAUCAGGAAUUUUUGAGGACAAAGUUCUCUCUUAGUUUUGCCAUAAUCACUUUAUUUUCUUGCAAUAGCUUGUUUUUGUUUGUUUGUUUUUAAUAUACAAGUUCAUCAGCU
Myxocyprinus asiaticus (Chinese sucker) is the source of this 1459-nucleotide messenger RNA. Its product is annotated as EEF1A lysine methyltransferase 1. The record is from RefSeq and is a predicted model, not a curated record. Gene Ontology annotation, molecular function: nucleic acid binding; protein-lysine N-methyltransferase activity. Lineage: Eukaryota; Metazoa; Chordata; Actinopteri; Cypriniformes; Catostomidae. Gene Ontology annotation, biological process: methylation. The coding region runs from base 286 to 939 and encodes 217 amino acids. The transcript is spliced from 4 exons.